This is a messenger RNA of Penicillium angulare, 2007 nucleotides long. Its product is annotated as putative glucokinase regulator family protein. Gene Ontology annotation, molecular function: enzyme binding; carbohydrate binding; enzyme inhibitor activity. Gene Ontology annotation, cellular component: nucleoplasm; mitochondrion; cytosol. The record is from RefSeq and is a predicted model, not a curated record. The transcript is spliced from 4 exons. NCBI's taxonomy places the organism in Eukaryota, Fungi, Ascomycota, Eurotiomycetes, Eurotiales, Aspergillaceae. The coding region runs from base 1 to 2007 and encodes 668 amino acids. Gene Ontology annotation, biological process: response to fructose; amino sugar catabolic process; negative regulation of glucokinase activity.
AUGGAUCUCGACAACCUAGCAAAACUACAAACUGAAGGGGUUAACCCCCGGACGACAAACAUUGAUCGCGUGUCAACGUUGGAAAUGUGCACUGUGAUCAAUGGUGACGACCACUUUGUGGCGGAGAGUAUUGUACCGUGUCUGCCCGUAAUCGCGGAUGCGAUCGAUGCGAUGACAACGCGUGUUCGUCAAGGCGGCCGGAUCGUUUAUGUAGGCGCUGGAACCAGUGGGAGACUCGGUGUUCUCGAUGCUUCAGAAAUUCCACCUACAUUUGCCGCUCCUCGAUCUCAGUUUAUUGGUUUGAUAGCGGGUGGAGACGCCGCCAUUCGACAAGCUCAAGAGGGCGCCGAGGAUAGUGACAAAGCUGGAGAAGAAGAUCUAGCUGGUCUCAACCUUGACCCGAAGCUUGAUAGUGUUAUUGGAAUUGCUAGCUCCGGCCGUACCCCAUAUGUCCUUGGCUGUCUAGCAUUUGCGAAAAAGCUGAAAUGUCUCACCAUUGGUGUUGUAUGCACUUCGCCAUCGGCUAUGGGUCUCUCCGGAAAUGUCGACUACUUGGUUGCUCCUCUUCCUGGCGCAGAGGUUGUGACUGGAAGCACCAGGCUCAAAGCUGGAACAGCAACCAAAAUGGUUCUCAAUAUGCUGAGUACAGGAACAAUGAUCCGAACCGGCAAGACUUAUGGGAAUAUGAUGGUCGAUCUUAAAGCAUCAAAUCUCAAACUUGAACAACGAUCUCGAAAUAUUUUGCGUCGCGCCAGUCCAAAAUGUCGUUCCUUAUUAGAGUUUCAGCUCGACGCACUCUUGGAGAAAUGUAACCGCAGCGUCAAGCUUGCAAUUCUUGUUGCGGAGACCAGUGAAUCGGUUGAGAAAUGUCAAGAACUUUUGGCCUUGGCGGGCGGAGUUCUUAGUGAGGCCUUGCUCACGAGUUUCCCUCAUAUCUCACGGAUUUCAAAAGACCAACGUCGAUUUGUACUCUGCAUUGAUGGUGGAGGCAGCAAGUGUGCGGCUGUGAUAGUCGACGAAUCGGAUGCUCUAGGCUAUGGAUCUGCUGGGCCGUGCAAUCUCACGGAUAAUGCUAGCAACGUUGAUUUAAUAAUUUCCACUAUCAUCGAAGCUACUACAGAUGCCCUAAAAGAUCAUAUACCCGACGUGAACAAUCUGACGGGGUUCCACCGCAAGGAACUUCUUCAAUCAUGUUUUCGAAGAGUAUGGAUUGGCUUAGCUGGUAUGGAUCGAAGUGGUCUGUAUGACGUGAUAGGGCCGAAGCUUACAGAGUUAUUCGGACUUGACGACGCGUCUGACGCGUUGAAGAUAACAAAUGAUGUAAGCUUGCUCACUGCAGCGGUUUCAGAAGAGCAAAGCAAGCCAUCAAUACUUGUUAUGAUUGCAGGGACAGGGAGCGUUGCAAUGCGUUAUAAUUGGACUGAAAAUGAUGGAUAUACGCCGGUCGCUCGAGCUGGUGGUUGGGGUCAUCUGCUUGGAGAUGAAGGUGGCGGGUACUCAAUCGGCCUAGAAGCUGCGAAGUACACUCUCUUUGCAUUAGAGGAAAGGGCUUUGGGUCUUAAAUUGACCCCACUUGGAGCAAUUGAACAAGCCGUAAUCGAUAAACUGGGUUGCCAUGACGAGGGUGGUGGGCAGCUCGACUUAUUGAGCGAAAUUCUGUCGCAAAAUCCCACGCAAUCCUUCAAAACUCGCAUUGCGGCCCUGGCGGAGAUGGUUCUCAAUCUUAGGGAAAGCAGCACAGCAAGAAAUAUUAUUGACAGACAGAUCUCAUAUAUUGUGAAAAAGACUCUAUGUCGCGUUGCUGAUCUCAGAUCAAGUGGUUAUGUUGCACCCGAGAAAACAGAGCUGAUACUAGCCGGAGGGCUGAUGAAGAACACCAUAUACCAGCAGAUCUUGAGAAUGCAGCUGGCUCAAAAAGGAUUGCAGUUUCGAGCGAUACAUGUGGUGGAUAAUGCGGCUGUAGUGGCAGCCAGAUAUCUGGUAUCGAAUGGGCAGACUAAGGUUUGA